UGACAUUAAUGACAUUUCUAGUUUAUUGACGAAAACGAAAAAAAGGCCACGAAAUCACUGAAAAAAUAUUGAAAUAAAGCAUAUUACUUGGAUAUCAAGAUGUCUGAAAAUGUUAAUAUUGAUCUUUCAGGAGAAAUGAACGCAACAGUUGAAAAGAAGGGUUUCCAAAAGUAUGUGAAUGAUAUGGAGCUACUGGUGCAAACCCUACGCAGUGGGGCUGGCCCGGCCGUGGUGAUGGGGAUGCUUGCAUCUCGACGACCAUGGACCCAAUUUGUUGCUACUGAAAAUUUUAAGGCACCCGGAUCAGUACCGAGACUAUCGCGCCGAUUCUACCGCAAUGUAGAAUAUUUCCAAGCUAAUUAUUUGGUCGUCUUCCUUGGAUUAUUUGCUUACUGCCUAAUCACAACACCACUACUACUCAUUGCUAUGGUUGCAAGCUUCUUUGGCUAUAAGAAAUUGACUGCAGGACCAAAUACAUGGAAGCGCAAAAUCGGUAAUUGGGAGUUGACGAAGACUCAGCAGUACAUGGUAGCCGGUGCGGCUUCCAUGGCCAUUUGCUACCUGGCCGGUGCGGGAGCAGUUCUCUUCUGGGUACUAGGUGCUACUGUGACGGUGGUCGCCCUCCACGCCAGCUUCUUCGACAUAGAAGCCCUGCCGCAGGCGGAGGGCCCGGAACAGUUCCCGAUGAUCGAGCAAGUGUGACAGUGCCAGUUGCCAUUCUUCUUGUCCCCUCCCGGUCGUUUGCCGCCCGGUAUACUGCCUUUGCCGAAAUGAUAUUUAAAACUUUUGCUUCAGAAAAAGCAUUGAGCUUUUUUUGUAAGCAAAAAAUCUAUAAAUCAAAAUCGCGUUGGUGAAUACAGUGCUAACACGCUAAAUAAUGACUUUUUAAAUUUAAACUACUUGGGAUUCAGAAUAGUAAACAUAAAUUGACUCAUAAUAAACGGGCUAUUUGAAAACUAAAUCGCAAAUUGCAGUCCUGACUGUCUGAAUCGCACAUAAGAAAAAUAUUUUUAAAAUAUCUUUAAAGUAGUUUUUUGUUUUAUAUAAUGAAAGUACUUAAUUCAGUUUUAUGUUUAUGAAAGUGGGAAAAUUCUGACAACAAGGAAAAUAAGAAUGUCCCACUUAACCCUCAUGGGAUUACCCUGGAUCCUAGACUCAUGUCUAGGAUCCAGGGUAGUAGCUGCCAUAUUUUUUACAUACUUGAGCACUUACUAAAUACUUACCCACCGCGACGUCGAAAAACUAGCAUAAUAUCU
Messenger RNA from Ostrinia furnacalis (Asian corn borer), 1256 nucleotides. RefSeq names its product prenylated Rab acceptor protein 1. The record is from RefSeq and is a predicted model, not a curated record. Gene Ontology annotation, cellular component: Golgi apparatus. Bases 100 to 702 code for a protein of 200 amino acids. NCBI's taxonomy places the organism in Eukaryota, Metazoa, Arthropoda, Insecta, Lepidoptera, Crambidae. The transcript has 7 exons.